CCCAUUGUGAAGAAAAGAAUCUCUCCAGUCUGAUUAGUCGGUAUUCGACGUGUGCAAGGAACCCGUUGAUAGAGAAGGCGCGCCUAUGUAAGCCGUACAACGGAGUGCGCGCGCGAUUUGCACUUUGAUUGCGCAGACUUGUGCCGGUACCUAGAUUGCCAAGAGUUGUCCCCUGCGCUGGAAGACUGGCUGAUGCGUAGGUCGGCGACACCCCAGUUAAACGUGCACUCCUCAGUUUGAAACGUGUUCAUAGUACGUUCCCGUUGAUGCAAGUGCGCGCGUAGUCACCGAUGGCGAAAAGCUUGUUUGUUGCAUAUUUAUUAUGGUUUACGUUAGGUGUGCUAGGUGCACAUCACUUCUACCUUGGUCGCGACCGCCAAGCCUUUGUGUGGUGGAUGACACUGGGUGGUUACUUCGGCCUUGGCUUGAUCAGGGAUAUUUGGCGAAUUCCACAUUAUGUCAAAUACGCCAACAGAGAUCCAGAGACUGUCGACAAGUUGAAAGAAAAAAUGCGCAGACAUGCGAAGCCACCAUCCAAUACUGUUAGAUCUAUAGGGCAAAUGAUAGUUUCAGACGCCCUCGGUUACAUGAUCUUGUACGCCAUACCGGUGGAAUACAUUCCUGCGGACUACAUGGCUUUCGCUGCUCUACCAGUGCCACUGGCAGUUGCGAUCGGUGUCCACCUCGUGGGCAACAUAGGGGAACAAGAAGGCAACUUCAAAAUGCCAUUGUUGGGAGCAUACUUGACAUACCCGCUCUACUUCUUCAGCACGCACAGCGUCUUUUGGACCAGCCUGGCCUCUAGCUACUUCUUCAACAAUUAUGCUAAAACAUGGCGCCUCAAGCCACGGCCUGCCAAGCCAUUGUGCCAGCGGCUUGUAGUGUUCAUCACAUGUGGCCUGCUGUACAGCUCUAUGUGGGCCUCAUGGUUGUACUUCAACUGUAGCAUGACUGACAAUGAUGGCACUGAGGUCAAGUGCCGCGACUCAAUCCAGCAUUUCUUUAGCAGCCCUCUGUGGCAGGACUUCAAAACCGUCAUGGUGGGUAUGUACCACCAGGUGCGACAUCAAGGCUGGAGUGAACUUUGGCGGCUCUUUAUGGAGGCUCUUGAUCCUCAAGGAGAAGCCAAUGCCCUUAAGGUUCUUGGUGUUCAACCCAGUGCCUCGCAAGAAGUCAUCACAGCAGCUUAUCGCAAGCUGGCUCGCCAGUGGCAUCCUGAUCGUUUUAAAGAACAUGGCCAGAAACUUGAAGCUCAAGAGAAAUUUAUUGAGAUUCAGAAGGCAUAUGAGGUCCUCUCCAACUUGAAAUCACGGCGACUAAAAAAGAAUGCUCAAGAACCUGAAAACCCAAGUGACGUUCGCAGCGAGUUCUGAUGAGUCUUUCCAAGCAGACUCUAAAUGUGCACUGAACUUCUUUGAUGGCAUUGUUUUUGUGAGUUUGGCGGGGUAUACAGUUAUUUAGGCUGCACAACAUAAAGUCAGCAGGCAACAUAAGGUUACGGGUAGCACAUUGUUUUCUUUUACUUUGCACUUACAGCCAUGUGUCACUGUUCUGCUACCAAAGUGAAAAAAAUUAUACUCAUUUGUUCAGUAUAAGUGUGCCUUAAAAUAUAUUGGUUCUGUGAGACAUUACAUUCCAAAGAUUUUUAUUUAAGUUAUUUGAACGUGUGCCUUUUGUUGACUGCACACCUAGGCAAGUCUUUCAUAUUUGCGUUUAUAGCUGCAGGAAGAUUUGAAGUGUUUCUACAAAAACUUGCAGCUUGGUGCGGUAAACAGUGCAAAAUCAUUGUAUGACAUUUUAGGAAACAAACACUGCAUAGAGGUCACUGCAUGAUGUCUUGCUCAGGGGAGCACCACUUGUGAUGUCAGUUUUUAUUGCACUGAAAGCUUGGCUUGGUUAAUGUUCUUAAUUUUAUUAUUCUUUGUGAAAGAAGUUAGGAGCCGUGAAGAAAAUUUAACUGAUUUGUGCAUAAAAUAAGUUGGCCAGUGUUGCUAUUUCAUUGCUUGUACAUCUAAAAUGAACUUGUGACCACAUUUGAAGUAAAAUAGUUGCACUAAUGAAAAUAUGAAAUUCUCGUGAUGUCUAAAGACUAAAGGAUGUAAAAGGAAUGUAACAGUUAUGCAGGGACAUAGCAAAUGUCUUGAAUAUUUGUGCAGUAAUCACAUUUUUAUGACAAGGUUUGUACACGAAAAAAGUUUGUGCAGAUACAUAAGGUAUACUUAUGUGAGCAUCUGUAUGGAUUUGUAUAUUUUUGAUAUCCUUUGGCAUAAGUGGUUGCUGCAUUGCUGAGAUCAUUUUAAUAGCAUGUUCUAGUGCCUCCAAAUCAAGGUUGCAGUGCUUUUCUAUCAGUACUGUUGUAUGGGUGUACACAUGUAAAUCGCACUAACCCACAAGACCGGGCCGCUUCUAUAGCUGAAGGCAAUAACAUUCUUCUGUGCCUUACUGGAACAGUGAGCUUGCCUAUUGUGGAAUGUUUUUACCAAUUCCAUUGUGUGAUCAAGCUUGCUGAAUGACAGCUUUCCCAUGUGAGAAAUUUAUGGCCAUGUCUUGCUGCCAUAUCUGUGAUUAUUCUAGAGUGAUGGCUCCUACUGUUUUUGGUAGGGCAGCUAUAUUAUUUUAUGCAUAGCUUUGAUGGCAAGCACUGCACUUAGUUUGUCUGUGUAUGCACCCAUAGCCACUUACAAAGGUGAUGA
Messenger RNA from Dermacentor silvarum, 2693 nucleotides. RefSeq names its product dnaJ homolog subfamily C member 22 (gene wus). Gene Ontology annotation, biological process: endocytosis. The record is from RefSeq and is a predicted model, not a curated record. The transcript has 3 exons. Lineage: Eukaryota; Metazoa; Arthropoda; Arachnida; Ixodida; Ixodidae. Gene Ontology annotation, cellular component: plasma membrane; early endosome. Bases 291 to 1373 code for a protein of 360 amino acids.